UCAAGGUUCAGUCCAUCGCGCCACAGAUGUACUACUAUGUGCAGAAUCCUGCAUCCUCUGGACCUGACUAUGGAGAACCAUGCAGCCAAACACCCAUGUGUGGGUCUACAUGUUUGUAGGAUUUCUCACUCUCAGCAGCAUGCCCCUACACCUUGGGUUGCCAUCGUUCCCGGAGUAACCUCCCAGGCCCGCCGUACGCGUGCCUUCAACCCCUUGUCCCGCGGGUGUCGAGCACUCUCACUCUCUUCCCCCAACCCGUUCUCUCUCUCUCUUCCCCUUUCACCAAUCGCUAUGUUCUAGUCACCCAUCUCCUCUACCGUCCCCAUUGGCCGCCGGACUGCCAAGUUCCCACCCCGCCAGGCGCCCUCUGCAUCGAUCGCCGUCCUCUCUCGAUCGGCGCAUGGCUGGCACAGCUCGGCGCCCAUUGCUGGUGCUGCUUCUCGUCGCCGGAGCCACCGCGGUCGCGGAGUCCAAGCUGUACGCCCCGGCGGACCGGGUGCUGCUCAACUGCGGGUCGACGACGGACGGCCUGGACUCGGACGGCCGGAAGUGGGUGGCGGACAACAACGACAACAUGUGGCUGACCGACUCCGGCAAGUCGUCCCUGAUGAUGGCGGCCGACAGGAUGGACAACGGGCUGCCGUCCACCAUCCCCUACAUGACGGCGCGGGUGUUCACGACGGAGGCCGCGUACAACUUCACCGUGAACCCGCGGGACCGCCACUGGGUGCGCCUCCACUUCUACCCGUCCUCCUACAACGGGCUCCCCGCGGAGGGCUUCCACUUCGGCGCGGCCACGUCCACGGGCGUCACGCUGCUCCACAACUUCAGCGUGUACACCUACGCCAAGGCGCUGAGCCAGGCGUUCCUCAUCCGGGAGUUCUCGCUGCCGCCGGCGCCGGCGGGGUUCCUGACCCUCACCUUCACGCCGAUGCCGACGGGCAACGAGACCUUCGCCUUCGUGAACGGCAUCGAGGUGAUCUCCAUGCCCGACAUCUUCGCGGACCCGGCCACCACGGUGGGCUUCGCGGACCAGACCGUGGACAUCGCCGGCGCGGCGCUCCAGACCAUGUACCGCUUCAACGUCGGCGGCGUGUACAUCCCGCCGUCCAACGACUCGGGGCUCACCCGGCACUGGUACGACGACACGCCCUACGUGCUGGGCCCGACGCAGGGCGUCAUCUACAAGGCCGGCCCGCACUUCCAGCUCAAGUACCCCAACGACCUGGCCGAGUACGCCGCGCCGCCGGACGUGUACCUGGGCAGCCGCUCCAUGGGCUCCGACCCGCGCCUCAACCAGAACUACAACCUCACCUGGGUCAUGCCCGUGGACGGCAACUUCACCUACGUGGCGCGCCUCCACUUCUGCGAGCUGCUGCUCAGCCGCCCCAACCAGCGGGCCUUCGACAUCUACGUCAACAACAAGACGGCGCUGGCCGACGCCGACAUCAUCGGGAUGGCGUCGGAGAAGGGCGUGCCCGUGUACAAGGACUUCGCCGUGUACGUGGCCGACGAGCCCGGGGACGAGGCCAUGUGGGUGGCGCUGCACCCGUCCGUGGCGCUCCGCCCGCAGUUCUACGACGCCAUCCUCAACGGCCUCGAGGUCUUCAAGAUCAACGACACCGCCGGCAACCUGGCCGCGCCGGACCCGGACCCCUCCAGGCUGCUCGCCAAGGCGGAGCUGGGCGCGGGCGACCACCUGCCGCCCAGGGUCCACAGGCACCGCCACAUCGCCACGGUGAUGGGCAGCAUGGCGGGCGGCGCGGCGGCGCUCGGGAUCAUCGCCGCCAUCUGCGUGGCCUGGCAGCAGGAGAGGAGCAAGAAGGAGCUGCAGGCCGCCGGCGGGUCGCACACCUCCGGCUGGCUGCCGCUGUACCACUCCCACACCAGCGGCAAGUCGUCGGGCCACCUCGCGGCGAACCUGGCCGGGAUGUGCCGGCACUUCUCCUUCGCCGAGAUCAAGGUGGCCACCAAGAACUUCAGCGAGUCUCUGGUGAUCGGCGUGGGCGGCUUCGGCAAGGUGUACCGGGGCCUCGUGGACGGCGACACCAAGGUGGCCAUCAAGCGGUCCAACCCGUCGUCGGAGCAGGGCGUGCACGAGUUCCAGACGGAGGUGGAAAUGCUGUCCAAGCUGCGGCACCGCCACCUGGUCUCCCUCAUCGGCUUCAGCGAGGAUGCCGGCGAGAUGAUCCUCGUCUACGACUACAUGGAGCACGGCACGCUGCGGGAGCACCUCUACAUGGGCGGCAAGCCGCCGCUGCCGUGGCGGCUCCGCCUCGACAUCUGCAUCGGCGCCGCGCGGGGCCUGCACUACCUCCACACCGGCGCCAAGCACACCAUCAUCCACCGCGACGUCAAGACCACCAACAUCCUCGUCGACGGGGACUGGGUCGCCAAGGUCUCCGACUUCGGCCUCUCCAAGUCCGGCCCCACCACGGUGAACCAGACGCACGUCAGCACCAUGGUCAAGGGCAGCUUCGGGUACCUCGACCCGGAGUACUUCCGGCGGCAGCAGCUCACCGACAAGUCCGACGUCUACUCCUUCGGCGUCGUGCUCUUCGAGGUGCUCCUCGCGCGGCCGGCCCUGGACCCGGCCCUGCCGCGCGAGAGGGUCAGCCUCGCCGACUACGCGCUCCUCUGCCAGCGGAACGGCACCCUGCUGGACGUCGUCGACCCGGCGAUCAAGGACCAGAUCGCGCCCGAGUGCCUCAAGAAGUUCGCCGACACGGCCGAGAAGUGCCUCGGCGAGCAGGGCAUCGAGCGCCCGGCCAUGGGGGACGUGCUCUGGAACCUCGAGUUCGCGAUGCAGCUGCAGGACGCCUUCGACGGACAAGGAGGCAGCACCACCUGCGGCCGCCGGCCCAUGGGCGAGGGCAGCGGCGGCGUGGGGCGCGCGUCGUCGGCGCUCGACGGCACGGCCAGCGUCACGACGGUGGAUCAGGCGGCGUUGUCCAAGUCCCGGCCGCGCGUCAUCGUCGAGGAGGCGGCCGACGACGACGAGGUGGCCAACAGCGCGGCCUUCUCGCAGCUCGUGCGCCCCGCCGGCCGGUGA
Messenger RNA from Panicum virgatum (switchgrass), 3052 nucleotides. RefSeq names its product receptor-like protein kinase ANXUR1. Lineage: Eukaryota; Viridiplantae; Streptophyta; Magnoliopsida; Poales; Poaceae. Gene Ontology annotation, cellular component: plasmodesma; plasma membrane. The record is from RefSeq and is a predicted model, not a curated record. Bases 401 to 3052 code for a protein of 883 amino acids. Gene Ontology annotation, molecular function: transmembrane receptor protein tyrosine kinase activity; ATP binding. The transcript has a single exon. Gene Ontology annotation, biological process: protein autophosphorylation.